Molecule: messenger RNA, 965 nt
Organism: Sceloporus undulatus (fence lizard)
Lineage: Eukaryota; Metazoa; Chordata; Lepidosauria; Squamata; Phrynosomatidae
Gene: NAA10
Product: N-alpha-acetyltransferase 10, NatA catalytic subunit
Exons: 8
Coding region: 138-860 (240 amino acids)
Biological process (GO): N-terminal peptidyl-glutamic acid acetylation
Cellular component (GO): NatA complex
Molecular function (GO): protein-N-terminal-glutamate acetyltransferase activity; protein N-terminal-serine acetyltransferase activity
Source: RefSeq, a predicted model, not a curated record
GGAUUGGCUGCGGGGCGGAGAUGGACGCGUUCGAUCUCUCGUCGCUCAGUCCUUGUCUUUCUCUGCGCCGAUAGACACCGGUGGUUCCAGACGCUGUAGCGUGAGCUGGAAGGAGGGUGGAAGUAGACGCCGCAGCCAUGAACAUCCGGAAUGCACGGCCGGAGGAUCUGAUGAACAUGCAGCACUGCAACCUCCUUUGCUUGCCAGAGAACUACCAGAUGAAAUACUACUUCUAUCAUGGACUCUCCUGGCCACAGCUCUCCUAUAUUGCCGAGGAUGAGAAUGGCAAGAUUGUAGGAUAUGUGCUAGCUAAAAUGGAAGAAGAUCCUGAUGAUGUUCCCCACGGACACAUCACAUCCUUGGCGGUCAAGCGGUCCCACCGACGGCUGGGCUUGGCUCAAAAGCUGAUGGACCAGGCCUCACGUGCCAUGAUUGAGAACUUCAAUGCCAAAUAUGUCUCACUCCACGUGCGCAAGAGUAACCGAGCGGCCCUACAUCUUUAUUCCAAUACUCUCAAUUUCCAGAUCAGCGAAGUGGAGCCCAAAUACUACGCAGAUGGGGAAGAUGCAUAUGCUAUGAAACGCGACUUGACACAGAUGGCAGACGAGCUGCGGAGGCAGGUGGAACUGAAAGAAAGGAACAAGCACUCUGUGCUGGGCUCCAUUGAGAACAAGGGUGCUGAGCACAAGGCCAACCACAUGGGCGAGUGCUGCCGGGAUGACAAGUGUCCAGGAGCGGUGGUAGGCGGUGGGCCUGGGGCCGAAGACAGUGGGGACAGCAAGGACGUCAGUGAAGUCAGCGAGGCCACAGAGAGCACGGAUGUCAAAGACAGCUCAGAGGCUUCUGACUCAGCCUCGUAGCCUCUUCCUUGCUGCCCUGGCCCUUGCUCCAACUGAAGGACUAGUGGUCCUCCAGAGGACCAUGGCCCUACAAGUGGAUUGGAAAUAAAGCUUAUGGAACCAGUG